Molecule: messenger RNA, 1390 nt
Organism: Penaeus vannamei (Pacific white shrimp)
Lineage: Eukaryota; Metazoa; Arthropoda; Malacostraca; Decapoda; Penaeidae
Source: RefSeq, a predicted model, not a curated record
GGUGAACGGUUGUGUGACGGUCCGCUGACACUCGCAGGUGUGUGUGUGUGUGUGUGCGUGUGGCUUGGAAGGCCUAAGGACACAUGUGGUUCAGGUUCACUUACGGUGUGUGCUGAAUGAACAUUUGUUGUCAAUGAUACUGGGAUUACAAUCGCUGAGACAGAGAUGGAGAGCGUGCUGGGCCGCGUCGUGGUGUGAUGUGGCGGGCGUGGUGGGCGGCGCUCUGGCCAUCAUGCUGGUGCGGGCGGAGGCGCACGCGCGUCACCACAGCUCGGCCUCCAAGGUGGUCCUCGAGCCAACGUCGGACCUUUCCGCCAACCUCACUCGUGAUAUCAGUCAGUAUGUCGAGGAGACUCCAGAGCAGCCGGAACCACAGCUGAUACUGAAGAGGGAGACCCACGAAGGAGGAAUUCAGGACCGCGAAGGGAAGCCCGUUCCUGAGAGCGACAUAAUUGACGGCAUCCUGUCCGUCCUGCGGAGGAAGCUGCUCUCGUACCCCUUGGACGCCGGCGAGGGCAAGGAGGGGGAGGAGGAGGCCAGCAGGCACCGCGUCAGGCACUUCGGCAGGAAGCCUCACCAUCGGAGGUACGACGAGACGCAGCCGCUGUCUCGCGAGGCAGACCUUCUUCCCCAGGAGGAGGACGCCCAGCCCGGUGCCGGCCGCCAGAGCAACGCCACGACCCACGCCAACACCACCCACGCCAACGCCACCCACGCCAACGCCACCCACGCCUCCGCCAGCAGCUUCAGCAGCACAAACCACUCCCUGAGCAACAGCAGCGAGGCCGGCGGCGAGUCCGCGUCUCGAGCCGAGGACGACCUGCCUCGGGGCAACAAAGCCGGAGAACAAAGUACAAGACCGAGGCUGUUUGACGAGGUCCGCGACGCGGUCCUGCUGGCGCUGCCCCUCUCUCUCCUGCUCACGCUCCUGCUGGUCGUCUGCGGCGCCUGCUGCUGCUGCCGAUACCGGGCCCGGCUCUACCACGACCAGGACCCGCUGACGCGCCACGCAGAGGGCGAGGAGGAGGACGACGACAACCGGGAGUGGACGCCGCUCGGGCUGGGGCUGUGCGACGCCUGCCUGCCCGACAUCUCGUACCAGGUGCACCUCGCCAAGAAGACGCGGCCCUCGAGGAAGCGGCGCCUCGACCCGCCCCUGGGACUCGCCCUCGAGCACCCGGACGCCGCCGCGGGACAGCAGGGCCUCAAGUGCCAUCCGCCGCUCUACAAGCUCCUCUCGAACCUGCCGCCGGGCGAGAACGACCUGCAGGACGGGCGCGGGUCGGAGCCCGUGGCGCCCCUGCUGAGACGCUCGCAGUCGCUGGAGCACCUCAGCGUGUGAGCCGACGGGGGGCGGAAGGGAGGAACUAGUCACUCGUCUCUCUCUCUU